Messenger RNA from Danio rerio (zebrafish), 2169 nucleotides. The record is from RefSeq and is a predicted model, not a curated record. NCBI's taxonomy places the organism in Eukaryota, Metazoa, Chordata, Actinopteri, Cypriniformes, Danionidae.
UGAUAGUAGUUAUAGGCAGUGUGCAGACGUUUACUGAGCUACAGCACAAAGCAAUCAUGAUCUCAGAAUGGAUCUUCUAUAUCAUUUUGUACCUGCUCGCUGCUGUUUUUACAGCAUUCUUUGCAUAUUGCCUGUACGUUCAUCAUAUUCAUCAGAAAUAUGAUCAUAUACCUGGACCUCCAAGAGACAAUUUUCUGCUUGGACAUUCACCAUCUCUAACUAAAGCACUUUAUUCUGAUGACAGCCUUAUAUAUGACUUAUUCCUUCAAUGGGCAGAAAAGUAUGGUCCUGUUUACAGGAUUAACACUUUGCAUUAUGUCACAAUAGUGGUUUACUGCCCAGAGGCUACGAAGACGAUCAUGAUGUCACCUAAGUAUACCAAAGAUCCAUUUGUCUACCGACGCGUCUUUAACUUGUUUGGGAAAAGGUUCUUGGGAUAUGGGCUAAUUACAGCUGUGGACCAUGACAUCUGGUACAGGCAGCGUCGCAUCAUGGAUCCAGCCUUCAGCAGCUCAUACUUACGAAGCUUGAUAAGCACUUUUGACGAGAUGUCAGAACGCCUGAUGGACAAGCUGGAGGAAAUUGCCAACAACAAAACCCCUGCCGUCAUGCACGACCUGGUCAACUGUGUUACACUUGAUGUCAUUUGCAAGGUGGCUUUUGGUGUUGAUUUAAACUUCUUGACUCAAAAGGAUAGUCCCUUCCAGAAUGCAGUAGAGCUGUGUUUAAAGGGAAUGACCUUUGAUGUCAGGGACCCAUUAUUUAGGAUUAUUCCUAAAAAUUGGAAGCUUAUACAGCAAGUUAGAGAAGCAACUGAACUCCUGCGUAAAACGGGAGAGAAAUGGAUACAAAACAGGAAGACAGCAGUGAAAAAUGGAGAGGACGUCCCCAAAGACAUUCUCACACAAAUCCUCAAAUCAGCAGAGGAGCAAAAUGUUACUAGCACAGAAGAUUUUGAGCAGAUGUUGGACAAUUUUGUGACUUUCUUCAUGGCUGGCCAAGAGACAACAGCCAAUCAGCUCUCAUUUGCAAUCAUGGAAUUAGGGAGAAAUCCAGAGAUCUAUAAACGAGCUAAAGCAGAGGUGGAUGAAGUCCUCGGAACCAAAAGGGAAAUUUCAAAUGAAGACCUUGGAAAAUUGACUUACUUGUCUCAGGUGUUGAAGGAAACCCUGCGUCUGUACCCCACUGCGCCAGGAACCAAUCGCUGGCUUCAUGAGGACAUGAUCAUAAACGGCAUUAAAAUCCCUGGAGGCUGUUCUGUUAUGUUCAAUUCUUUUGUUUCCCAAAGACUGGAAAAGUUUUUCAAAGAUCCGUUGAAGUUUGAUCCAAAGAGGUUUGAUGAGAAUGCCCCAAAGCCUUAUUACACCUACUACCCAUUUGCACUUGGUCCACGAACCUGUAUUGGGCAGGUCUUCUCUCAGAUGGAGGCAAAAGUUGUGCUUGCCAAACUGCUCCAGAGAUUUGAGUUCAGUCUGGUCCCUGGACAGUCUUUCGACAUUAAAGACACGGGAACUCUACGGCCCAAGAGCGGAGUGAUCUGCAACAUCAAGCAGUGCUCAUAGGACAUGUUUAAAUCUCUAAUGACAGCUCUUCUGAAAUAAAUCCUCUUAUAUUAGUCAAACAUUAAUCAGAGAACAGAAGAGGUAACAGAGCAAUCCCUGAUAAUGAGCCAUCAAUUGAUUACAGUGUACACUAACUUUAAAGAAAAAAAAUAAAACUCACAAUCAAAAAGCACAACUUUAGAUUUUGUUAAUGAAUUAGUGAAUGUUGAACUCUGAUUAUUAUUGAUAAAUACUGUACAAGAUUGUUCAUACUUAGUUCAUGAUAGUAAAUACACUAACAUUAACUACUGGACAGUUAUUGAAAGUGUUACUGUAACCCACCUAUGAAAUUGAUUUACUGAAAAGGGGAAAAUUAUCUACUGGGUCUGAGCUUUCUAAAGUAUAUAUGAAAUUUCAACACAAUUUACUUAAAAUCUCGGGUUCGGGAUAUCUCAACUUAACGACACAAUAUAUUUAUGAAUGGUGUGGUCAAAUUUUACAUAUUAUUCAUACUAUAAUCUCCAACUGCUCAAAUAAAAAUAAAAAAACCCAUACACAAGAAAAUACUUUUGAGUUUGCUGUAUUGCAAAUUUUCUGGUCUGUAUCUGAACUGCUUUUCAGCCCUUAU